This is a messenger RNA of Zea mays, 1258 nucleotides long. RefSeq lists its product as uncharacterized. Bases 544 to 843 code for a protein of 99 amino acids. The transcript has 4 exons. Lineage: Eukaryota; Viridiplantae; Streptophyta; Magnoliopsida; Poales; Poaceae. The record is from RefSeq and is marked predicted.
CCAAUCUGAGGUAGGAGAAGCACCCCCUCCUCGCAUCGCGUCACGCCCCCACCACCACUGCCGUAGGCUUCUCUCCGGCGCUCCCACUCGGCCGCACGCUCAGCCUCAGCAUGCCACCGCCAUCGCCGUCUCGCCCGCUAUUGCCCGCUUCCCGCUGUCCCCUGCACCGCUGCCGCUUGUAGGCUCCUCCACCUCCGCCGCCUCCUCGAGCUCUGUCGCGCGAGGCCAUUUUUUAGUGGGGAAUGCGAUGUCCACUUUCUCAUCUCCUGUGGCCUGCACCAUUUGCGUACAUCACUAGGGCCUCAAUCAUUGAACACAGGGGUCAUCGGCUACCAGCGCUAGGAUCAUGUGUGACCAAUCGCUGCUUGCGAUUUGCGAACCGCCGGAUCAAGGCGUGGGAGCAAAGCUUUAGCUGCCAAAGGGGCGGAAGCGGAAGAGGGCAGCACAUUCUGUAGUCUCUAUCCAUUUUUUGGCACCAUAAACGAGCCAAUCGUAUCAAAAAUUUUAUCCAAAGCAAUCUAAAGCCACCUCUCGAGUGCAGGGAUGUCAAGCUACAAGAAACUCUCACAGAUAAAGAAAAGAAGGUUGACCCUCCACUUCAAUCUCCUCCAAAAAGCCGCCGAGGAGCGUAAAAUAGAUUUGCUUGCACCCGCACAUUCCGGGCGCAGCCGUGCAGCCAACCAAUCAGAAAUGCAGGCGCAGUCAACACUCGUGAGGAGCCUAGGCGUUGAGAGCUGGGCAACCAAUCACACGGUAAUUGUAUGCACCCAUGCACAGGUCGAGGAGGCUCCUGUGUCUAAUUGUGUGCAGCAAGUCAAAGAGUCUCGAUUGAGCCUAGCAUGAGCAAUAGGGGCCACUCAGGCUAGCCAAGGAGACUGCCUACGAACCAACACAAAGGUCCACAAUUCUGAUCCUUUGUAAACAAAGGACAUAGGCAAGUCAUCCUUGGCUAUCAGAGGCAGGCCCUUAUUGACAUGUAAGGCUUCUGCUCUGCUUGUCACCUCUAGCUAGCUUGGUAGCUUCUGUGACUGGUCUGUUGUGCUCCUUCCAUGGAACAUCUAUUUAUACAUGUAUCUCGUAGAGAGAACCGUAUCAUUUUUUCCUUUUUUUUGUUGUUGUUCCAGGACAUCUUAUUCUCUAAUUGGAUAGCAGCAUAUAUUCUAGCUUUCUUACUAUAUGGAAACUUGGAUGGCCUUGCUCGAGGCACGAGUAGAUGUCAACGAUAGUGACAGCAAUCCUAAUAUAUAGAGUGAGUGUU